GCCGCGGCGCUCAGCUCUGCGGCCGCCGAGCCGCCCGUGCAGCUCAACGGCUGGUACCCGUGCACGCAGAGCUCGCUGCAGAGCGACACCACCAACAUGGGCCACCCGGACCAGUACUACCUCGAGACAGCCAGCUACUCCAGCCCCACAAGGCGGAGGGCCACCGCCAGCGUUGCGCAGGCUCCGGCUUCGUCGCUGCCGUUCCUGCAGCAGUCGUUCGACCGGUUAUUCGCCCGGCACGGCGACUGGAAGCAGCAGGAGCAAGAGCAGGCGGCGCCUGAGCAGAACGCACCCGGAAUCCACCAGCGCAAGCAACACGGCGGCAGGCACAAGGGCCACGGAUCGCAGAGCAGUCCGCAGUACGAGUGCGGCGAGUUCCGCGUGCCCAUGUGCUACGACGGCGUGUGCACGAGCGACAACACCAUCGACGUGUUCGUCAAGCGCGUGAAGGCCACGGCCACGCCCAGCGGCGGCAAGAACAAGGCGCUGUGGGUGCUGCAAGGAGGCCCCGGAGCCUCGUCCACUGGCGUGGAAGGACUCAUGAACACCAUGUACCUGCAGCUGGACAGGGAGGUCAGCGUGUACACGAUGGACCACAGAGGAACGGGCCGCAGUGCCCGACUGGAGUGCCAGGCCGCAGAGGCCGGAGCGCUGGGCAGCCCUGGAGGCUCCGCCAUCCGACUGGACGAACUGCCCGCGUGCAUGGACGACAUCCGCUUCCAGAUCGACAACCAGACGGCGGCGUUCUCGGUGACGAGCGCGGCAAAAGAUCUGGCUGCGAUCAUUGACUAUGAGCUGAGCGACCAGGACGUCUACGUGUACGGCCUCAGCUACGGCACGUAUCUGGUCGAGAGGCUGGUGCACUUUGCCCCUCCGAGUGUGCGAGGAUUCUCAGUGGAUGGAAUUGUUUCGGAGAGUGGCGACACGGUGGAGAAACGGUCGACGUUUUCGAACUGGGAUCACGAUGUCGGAGUCGUGGGGAACAGGUUCCUCGCCGCCUGUUUGGCCGAUGAGUUCUGCAAGAGCAAGUUCCCCGGCGUGACGGACCUCGCGGCGUUCGUGCAUGAGCUGUUUGACAAGCUGGACGCUGCUGUGGCCAAUGGCAAGAAGGGAGUUAACGCUUGUGCCGACGUCUUGGCGAAGAACGGCAAGAAACCCUCCUACCUGCUGCGCUCGACUUUCGGCGAGUACCUCAUGUCCGACCGCACGCGGAUCGCCAUCCCAGCGGUCAUCUACCGCGCGUCGCGGUGCACGGACCAAGAUGCCGAUGCUCUUGCGUACUUCGCUGAAGGACUCGACUCUGGCGAUGGCGACGGUGGCUUUGGUGACUCCGAGCCGGAGACGCUGCUGUAUGACUCCGACAUGCUGUAUUACCUGAUCGUGUUCUCGGAGAUGUGGGAAAGCCCGACUCCGGACAAGGCGACGCUCCUCACGUGGUACGAGAACUCCACCAUGGCGUCCGACAACUACCUAUCGCUCCCGUAUUACUGUCUGUUCACGGGAAGCCGUGAGCGCGCGUGCCAGGAGCUGAUCCACCUUCCGGUGGCCCGGCCGCUGGUAUACGAGCGUGAUCAAUACUGGAACAAGACCGGCGAGCUGCCGGACGGUGUCACCGCGCUGCUAAUGACGGGCGGGAUGGAUCUGCAAACGCGCCGCAUGUACGGCGAGCUGGAGUAUGAAAUGAUGAGAGGCGAGCGCAUGCUGGUAAACUUCGACGACGCGGGCCACUGCACGACGUUCACGACGCCUAUGAACAGUGGCGGUUCGACCUGUGGCGUCCUCAUUUUGGUAUCCUAUGUAAAGGAGAACGGUGUACUCAAGAACGUAGACACAAGCUGUAUGGACGACCUGAAGCCGCUGACGUUCUCGGACAUAACGGUCGAUUCGCAGGAGCUUUUUGGUUCACAAGAUCUGUACGAAAGCUCAAGCUCAGAUUGGUAAGUCGACACAACUGUAGACGAUAUGUUGAAUAGAUCCCAAUCAAUACCACUGGAUCGGUAUUAAACUAGCAAUGGGGUUCGUUCGUUCAGAUGCUCACGGUGUCGUAUCCCGAGUCGCAAUGGGUGAGCCACAGCGAACGUUGCACCAACUCCAGCAAGAACGACUGCAAGCAUGAUGCCAAGAGUCCAGAUUGCGUCCUUGGCGAAGCUGUGCAGUAGCAUCACGUCGUUUGUUGCCACCCCGAUGUCCAAGCAACCACUUGGGACGAUACGAGCCAACCACCAGUCUGUAGCGUUCAUGAAGCUAGUUGUC
Phytophthora sojae is the source of this 2253-nucleotide messenger RNA. RefSeq lists its product as hypothetical. The record is from RefSeq and is a predicted model, not a curated record. The coding region runs from base 97 to 1941 and encodes 614 amino acids. NCBI's taxonomy places the organism in Eukaryota, Oomycota, Peronosporomycetes, Peronosporales, Peronosporaceae. The transcript has a single exon.